AUGGCAUUGUCUUCGGGAGCGCCAUGCGCAGGCCGGGCUCGACCAUCCAUCUUCGCCAUCGCUCUCUCGCUCCUGCUCUUCAGCAUCGCCGCCGCCGCCGCCCGGCGUGGGGACAAGUACCUCAUCGGCGUUGGCAAGGCCGACAUCACCGGUCCGGUAGUCGAGAUCGGCUUCGCCGGCUACGCAAACCUCGAGCAAGUCGGCACCGGGCUUCGCCAACGCCUCCACAGCCGGGCCUUUAUCAUCGCCGAUGUCAAGAACCCCAAAGACCGCUUUGUCUAUCUGGUCCUCGACACCCAGUCGGGAGACACGGCCACGCGGUUCGGCGUCCUGGACGGGCUCAAGGCCCUCGGUGACGAGUACAAGCUCUACGGCCACAAUAAUGUGGCCCUGACAGGCACCCACAGCCAUGCUGGCCCCGGCGCCUGGUUCAACUACCUCCUUCCGCAGAUCACUACCCGCGGCUUCGACAAGCAGAGCUAUCAAGCCCUCGUGGACGGUGCCGUCCUCUCCAUUAAACGUGCUCACGAGAAUAUUCAGGAGGGCUUCCUCGAUGUCGGCACCACCACCAUCAAGGAUGGCGCCAUCAACCGCUCCCUCUACGCCUACCUCGCCAACCCUAAAGCAGAGCGUGACCGAUACAACGCCGACACGGACACGACCAUGACCCUGCUCCGUUUUACGCGUGCCUCGGACCAUAAGAGCAUGGGAGUCUUGACCUGGUUUCCCGUCCACGGCACCUCCCUCCUCGGGAACCACACACACGCCGCCGCCGACAACAAGGGUGUCGCAGCGUGGAUGCUGGAGGAAGCCAUGAAGGGCGACAGUUCAGCCACCCGAGAUUUUGUCGCGGGCUUCAGCCAGGCCAACGUGGGCGAUACCACUCCCAACGUGCUUGGCGCCUACUGCGACGACGGCUCCGGGCAGCAGUGCGGCUUGGAGAAGAGCACCUGUGCGGAUGGAAAGUCACAGAGCUGCCACGGCCGCGGGCCCGAGUUUCGGGCUCUUGACCGAGGUGUCAAGAGCUGCUACGAGAUAGGUCGUCGACAGUUUGCCGGCGCGAAGAAAAUCUAUGACUCGCUCGACGCGUUGAGCACCCCGGUCGUCGGCUCCAGUGUCAAGGCCUUUCACUUUUUUCACGACAUGCGGUUCUGGGAGUUUACUCUGCCCAAUGGCUCGAGAGCAAUGACCUGUCCGGCCGCCCUGGGCUAUUCCUUCGCCGCGGGCACUUCGGACUGGCCCGGUGCCUUUGACUUCACCCAGGGCGACUCGGGCAAGCCGAACGCCAAUCCCCUGUGGAGGCUGGUCUCGGGACUGAUCAGGACACCCAGCCAGGAACAGAAGAUGUGCCAGGGUGCCAAGCCGGUACUCCUCGACGUCGGCGAGAUGGACCAACCAUAUGCAUGGACUCCCAACAUCGUCGAUGUCCAGACGCUACGCGUUGGGCAGCUGCUUAUCAUCGUCAGCCCCAGCGAGGCCACUACGAUGAGCGGCCGGCGCUGGAGGGCCGCUGUCGCCAAGGAAGCCAUUAGGUUCCUGGACCAAGACCCCAUCGUCGUCCUCGGCGGCCCGGCGAACAGCUACUCGCACUACUGCGCAACGCCAGAGGAGUACGAGAUCCAGCGCUACGAAGGUGCCUCGACGCUCUUCGGUCCUCACCAGCUCGAUGCCUACAUCAACCUUACCGUCGCCAACAUGCACUACCUUCAUCCAAAUUCGACCGGCUCCCCUGACCAGGGCAAGCUGCCGCCCGAUAACCGCGGCAGGGCGCUCUCCUUCAUCCCCGGCGUCGUCCUGGACAGUCAUCCCCCACGCUCGGAUUUCGGCCGCUCCAUCCGCCAGCCCGAGUCGUCGUACGCGCUCGGCGCCACUGCCAAGGCCACGUUCCAGGGCGCCAACCCCCGCAACAACCUGCGGCUCGAGCAGACCUUUGCCGCGGUCGAGCAGCAGGGACCCGAUGGCUCGUGGCGCCGCGUUCGCGACGACAGGGACUGGUUCCUCGUCUUUUCUUGGCGACGAACAAACUGGUUGCUGGGGCACAGCGAGGCGGACAUUUCGUGGGAGACGGCCGGCAACGCAAGGGCCGGCACGUACCGCUUCAAGUACUACGGUGAUGCGAAGCCGCUGUUUGGGAAUAUCAAGCCGUUUGAGGGUACGAGUGGAAGCUUCAAGCUUAGUUGA
Hirsutella rhossiliensis is the source of this 2181-nucleotide messenger RNA. RefSeq names its product neutral ceramidase 2. The record is from RefSeq and is a predicted model, not a curated record. Gene Ontology annotation, molecular function: N-acylsphingosine amidohydrolase activity. NCBI's taxonomy places the organism in Eukaryota, Fungi, Ascomycota, Sordariomycetes, Hypocreales, Ophiocordycipitaceae. Gene Ontology annotation, biological process: long-chain fatty acid biosynthetic process; sphingosine biosynthetic process; ceramide catabolic process. The transcript is spliced from 3 exons. Gene Ontology annotation, cellular component: extracellular region. The coding region runs from base 1 to 2181 and encodes 726 amino acids.